Molecule: messenger RNA, 2306 nt
Organism: Penicillium vulpinum
Lineage: Eukaryota; Fungi; Ascomycota; Eurotiomycetes; Eurotiales; Aspergillaceae
Product: Alcohol dehydrogenase class III/S-(hydroxymethyl)glutathione dehydrogenase
Exons: 7
Coding region: 21-2306 (761 amino acids)
Biological process (GO): formaldehyde catabolic process; amine catabolic process
Cellular component (GO): cytosol
Molecular function (GO): pyridoxal phosphate binding; S-(hydroxymethyl)glutathione dehydrogenase [NAD(P)+] activity; 1-aminocyclopropane-1-carboxylate deaminase activity
Source: RefSeq, a predicted model, not a curated record
UUUGGAAAUCAACAUACACAAUGGCCAGCACAGUAGGAAAGACAAUCACUUGCAAGGCUGCCAUCGCCUGGGAGGCUGGCGCGCCUCUGUCCGUUGAGGACAUUGAGGUCGCUCCCCCUAAGGCUGGUGAGGUGCGCAUUAAAAUCCACCACACUGGUGUCUGCCAUACCGAUGCCUACACUCUCUCCGGAAAGGAUCCCGAGGGUGCUUUCCCCGUUGUCCUCGGUCACGAGGGUGCCGGUGUUGUCGAGUCCAUCGGCGAGGGUGUGACCUCCGUCAAGGUCGGCGACUACGUUGUCGCUCUCUACACCCCUGAAUGCCGCGAGUGCAAGUUCUGCAAGUCCGGCAAGACUAACCUCUGUGGUAAGAUCCGCGCUACCCAGGGUAGGGGUGUCAUGCCCGAUGGCACCUCCCGCUUCAAGGCCCGCGGAAAGGACCUCCUCCACUUCAUGGGUACCUCCACUUUCUCCCAGUACACUGUCGUUGCCGAUAUCUCGGUUGUCGCUGUCACUCCUAAGAUCCCCACCGAUCGAUCCUGUCUGCUUGGCUGCGGUAUCACCACCGGUUACGGUGCUGCUGUCGUGACUGCCAAGGUUGAGGAGGGUUCUAACAUCGCUGUCUUCGGUGUCGGCUGUGUCGGUCUGUCUGUUGUGCAGGGUGCUGUCAAGAACAAGGCCGGUAAGAUCAUUGCUGUCGACGUCAACGAUGGCAAAGAGGCCUGGGCCCGCAAGUUCGGCGCUACCCACUUCGUCAACCCCACAAAGCUUGAGGGCAAGACCAUCCAGGAGCACCUGAUUGAGAUGACUGAUGGUGGCUGUGACUACACCUUCGACUGCACUGGUAACGUCGGUGUCAUGCGCGCUGCCCUCGAGGCCUGCCACAAGGGUUGGGGUGAGAGUAUUGUCAUUGGUGUCGCUGCUGCUGGUCAGGAGAUCUCCACUCGGCCAUUCCAACUCGUCACCGGUCGUGUCUGGAAGGGAUGUGCUUUCGGUGGCAUCAAGGGUCGCACUCAGCUGCCCGGUCUCGUCGACGACUACCUCAACGGCGAGCUCAAGGUGGAUGAGUUCAUCACUCACCGCCAGUCGCUGGAUGGUAUCAACAGCGCCUUCGAUCAGAUGAAGGAGGGUGACUGUAUCAACUCUCUCCACCAAACCACCGCCGCCACCACCACCACCCCCACGUCCUCCACAGUCUAUACAGAGUACCUCCACGCAAGAUGGCUUCCCAAGACCCAAACCCAGUCCCCCUCCCAUCCCCCUUCUCCACAAUCCCCCGAACCGCCCUCCUCCUCGGCCCCUCACCAAUCCACCCCCUCCCCCCGCAUAACCGCCGAUCUCGCGCAAAACAACCCUCACCCCCGCGUAACCAUCUACGCCAAGCGCGACGACCUAAACUCCGCCUUCGCCUACGGCGGUAACAAAACCCGCAAACUCGAGUACCUGCUCGCCGACGCCCAGGCGCAAGGCUGCACGACCCUCGUCUCCAUCGGCGGCGUGCAGAGCAACCACACGCGCCAAGUCGCUGCCGUCGCUGCACGCUCGGGUCUAAAAGCCCGUCUCGUGCAGGAGCACUGGGUCGAAUGGGUUGAUCCGGGCUACGAGAGCACGGGUAACAUCCAGCUCUCGCGACUCAUGGGCGCUGAUGUGCGACUUGACCCGUCAGGGUUCGGGAUCGAGCAUAAGAAUACCGCGCAGGCGGUCGUAGAAGAGGCCAAGAAGGACGGCGAAAAGCCGUACUAUAUUCCUGCAGGUGCGUCUGAUCAUCCGCUUGGUGGACUUGGGUUUGCGCGGUGGGCGUUUGAGGUCAGACAGCAGGAGCAGGAUAUGGGUAUUUUCUUUGAUACUGUUCUUGUUUGUGCUGUUACGGGGUCGACGUUUGCGGGGAUGAUUGCUGGGUUUAAGUUGUUGGAGAAGAUUUAUCCUGGGGAUGCGAAGAGGAGGGUUAUUGGCAUUGAUGCUUCUGCGACUGUUGAGGCGACGAAAGCGCAGGUUUUGCGUAUUGCGAAGAAUACUGCUGCUAAGAUUGGGCUUAGUGAGGAGGAUAUUACGGAGGAGGAUGUUGAGCUGGAUGAGAGGUAUCACGCUGGGAUUUAUGGUGUUCCUAAUCGACAGACUUGGGAUGCUAUUGAAUAUGCAGCGAAGAUGGAGGCGUUCAUUACUGAUCCGGUUUAUGAAGGCAAGAGCUUUGCAGGUAUGAUGGAUAUGAUUCGUCGGGGGGAGAUUAAGGGUGGGAAUAUCUUGUACGCACACCUUGGUGGGCAGUUGGCUUUGAAUGCUUACUCCGAGCUUGGUCGAACCAACGAAUAG